GUGGGGGGCCAAGAGAAGAGCCCCAGGUGACACUAAUGGUCAGAGAGGGAGCGAGAGAAGAGUGUCCAGGAGGUCAGAGUGGUGGACCGUGGGUUAGAGAGGAGGCUAGUGCCAGGACAGCUGAGAGGCUGGUGGGACAAGUGGGGACCUUUGAUGUAAACCCUCCAGGAGGGAGGCUUGGGGGAGGGCCUCGGUCAUGGAUGCCAGCCUUUCCCUCUCCCAUCACCCAGGCUGAAUGUGGACGGGCUCCUGGUCCACUUUCCUUAUGACUACAUCUACCCUGAGCAAUUCUCCUAUAUGCUGGAGCUCAAGCGGACCCUGGAUGCCAAGGGUCAUGGAGUCCUUGAGAUGCCCUCGGGCACCGGCAAGACCAUCUCCCUCCUGGCCUUGAUCGUGGCCUACCAGCGGGUUCACCCCCUGGAAGUGACCAAGCUCAUCUACUGCUCCAGGACUGUCCCUGAGAUUGAGAAGGUGAUAGAAGAGCUCAGGAAGCUGAUGAACUCCUUUGAGAAGCAGGAAGGAGAGAAGGUUCCUUUCCUGGGCCUGGCCUUGAGUUCACGGAAGAAUCUGUGUAUUCACCCUGAGGUGACCCCCUUGAGGUUUGGGAAGGACGUGGAUGGAAAGUGUCACAGCCUGACGGCUUCUUAUGUGCGGGCCCAGCGCCAACAGGAUGCCAGUGUCCCUCACUGCCGAUUCUAUGAGGAGUUUGAUGCCCAAGGUCGCCAAAUGCCUAUUCCCUGGGGCAUCUACAACCUGGAUGAUCUGAAGGCCUUUGGACAGCAGAAAGGCUGGUGUCCAUACUUCCUGGCCCGAUACUCAAUUCUUCAUGCCAAUGUGAUCGUCUACAGCUAUCACUACCUUCUGGACCCAAAGAUCGCUGACCUUGUUUCCAAAGAGCUGGCUCGGAAAGCCGUGGUUGUUUUUGACGAGGCCCACAACAUCGACAAUGUAUGCAUCGACUCAAUGAGUGUGAAUCUGACCCGCCGGACCCUGGACCGAUGCCAGAACAACUUGGAGACGCUGCAGCGCACAGUUCACAAGAUCAAAGAGACUGAUGAGAAACGCUUACGGGAAGAAUACCGCCGCCUAGUGGAGGGGCUUCGUGAGGCCAGCGUUGCCCGGGAGACAGAUGCCCACCUGGCUAACCCGGUCCUUCCAGAUGAAGUAUUACAGGAGGCGGUCCCUGGCUCCAUCCGAACAGCCGAGCAUUUCCUGGGCUUCCUCCGGCGCCUGCUGGAAUAUGUCAAAUGGCGCCUGCGGACCCAGCAUGUGGUCCAGGAGAGCCCGCCGGCCUUCCUGGGGGGCCUGGCCCACCGUGUCUGCAUCCAGCGCAAGCCUUUGCGGUUCUGCGCUGAGCGGCUGAGGUCGCUACUGCACACGCUCGAGAUCGCAGACUUGGCGGACUUCUCCCCGCUCACCCUCCUCUCAAAUUUCGCCACCCUGGUCAGCACCUACUCCCGAGGCUUCACCAUUAUCAUCGAACCCUUCGACGAGAGGACCCCGACCAUUGCCAACCCCGUCCUACAUUUCAGGUGAGACCCCCCC
This is a messenger RNA of Gracilinanus agilis (Agile Gracile Mouse Opossum), 1545 nucleotides long. It is a transcript of the gene ERCC2, whose product is annotated as ERCC excision repair 2, TFIIH core complex helicase subunit. Gene Ontology annotation, biological process: positive regulation of mitotic recombination; nucleotide-excision repair; transcription by RNA polymerase II. The record is from RefSeq and is a predicted model, not a curated record. The transcript has 12 exons. Gene Ontology annotation, cellular component: nucleus. Bases 298 to 1536 code for a protein of 412 amino acids. Gene Ontology annotation, molecular function: hydrolase activity, acting on acid anhydrides, in phosphorus-containing anhydrides; DNA helicase activity; ATP binding. Lineage: Eukaryota; Metazoa; Chordata; Mammalia; Didelphimorphia; Didelphidae.